AUGAGAUUCUUUAUCAUCCUUCUUUUGGCUCUUUUGGCUGUCACUGCUCUUGGUAAGUCAAACUUACUGUAAUUUAAAACAAAGAUAGAUAAGUUACUUAUAUUAAAAACCAAAACUUUUUGAGUAAGAUUCUAUUGUAACUAUAAAAAGCUGUAGGAGCAGCCCGCCACGGUAAGAAGCCUGUUCACAAGAAGCCAGCCCACCAUCCUCCAGCGCACAAAGCUCCAGCUCACAAAGCCCCAGCCAAAGCCGGUACCAAAGCUCCAUCUGGAACUAGUGCCACUUCAGCUGCCAAGACUACUGGUGUCGCUGCGGCCGCUACUACCGCCAAGGCUUCUUAA
Bursaphelenchus okinawaensis is the source of this 341-nucleotide messenger RNA. NCBI's taxonomy places the organism in Eukaryota, Metazoa, Nematoda, Chromadorea, Rhabditida, Aphelenchoididae. The record is from the annotation of a GenBank genome assembly.